AACCCAUCUCACGCCAGCGCGCUGUUUCACUGCACAGCUCAAUGCUCCCUCGAUAACGGUCCAGCUCCACCGAGCUUUUCGCAACCAUGCUCGGCCUAGCCUUCACGGCCACGCGCACGCAAAUUGCGUCGUACCUCUUCGGCGUCGCGCUCUUUAGCAUCGCCUUUCUCGUGUUCCUGAACAGCAGCAUCAGCUUCGUUAUCACGCAGCGCAUCGGGCAGAGCAAGAAUGUCGGCGGCGCGGUCGGCACGCUGGGAUUCGUGGAUGAGCUGGUCGCGCUGGUCGCGUGUCCAGUUUGGGGCCUGCUGAGCGACAGAAUUGGCGUGCGAGCUGUUGCUGUUACGGGAUACGUGGUUGUGGGCGUGAGCCUGUGGGUGCUGGUCCAGGCCAGGAACGUCUAUCCAGAAUUGCUUUUGGCGCGGGUGCUGUUUAGUCUGGGAGGCAGCGCGACUGCGACUAUGGUCACUGCGAUACUGCCGACCAUGACGGUUGUCAAAGAGGUCAAGCCGGACCCGAGGAGCCCAACGCUGAGGCGCGUCGUCAACGGCAGCCGCCAUGCUGUCGCCGCAUCCAUUUCCUCCGAACUUACUAUCACACCCGACCGCUUCCGCUCGAGCUCACAAGAACCAGGCGGUGGUGCCGCGACAAAGGGUACAGGCGCGACUACGUCUCAGCUCGCAGGAUUGGUCGGCAUGUUCACAGGCUGUGGCGCGCUGGUAGCUCUGCUCGUCUUCCUGCCCCUGCCUACGCGCUUCCAGCAGGCUGGAGAGAGCCCCGCUGCUGCCGUCGCGGCCGCCUUUUACAUUGUGGGCACAAUUGCAAUCCUUGUAGCCAUUGGCUGCUUCUUCGGCCUGCGUCAAUUGCCUGGUGAGGACGAGAAGGGGUGGCGACGACUCACUACCAAUGAUGGGCAGAAGAGCACGGAGCGUGCGCGCAACCUGAUCCUUUCGUACCCGUUCACCUUCCUCGAGAGCAUUCGCCUGGGAUACAAGUCCCCUCUGAUAGGCCUGGGCUACGUGGGCGGUUUUGUUGCACGUGCGUCGUCGGUCGCCAUCUCGCUCUUCAUUCCACUCUUCACAAACCACUACUUCCUCCAGACCGGCGAAUGCGUAGUCGACCCCUCGAAUCCUUCCGACAUCAAGCAUGCCUGCCCACAGGCCUACAAGCUGGCCGCUAUGUUGACCGGCAUAAGCCAACUUAUCGCUCUCAUGUGCGCCCCGGUCUUCGGCUAUCUUUCAGGUAAAUACCCAAAAUACAACAUCCCUCUGCUUCUCGCAGCUGCAUCGGGCAUUGCAGGCUACGUCAUGUUUGGAUCUCUCGUCAGUCCCGACUACAAGAGCGAGGAUGGAACAGGCGCUGUCUUCAUUAUUGUCGCACUUCUCGGCAUUAGUCAGAUUGGUGCUAUCGUUUGUUCUCUGGCCCUGCUCGGUCGUGGUAUCAACAAUGACGAGCCCAGCAUGAAUGAGUCAGAAUUGGACUCCAAUGCAAGCUAUCAUCCUUCCGCAGGCGCGACACCGCCUACGAGCGAGCCCAUUACACCCGUCCACGAAGAAGAGCCUUUGCUGCCACAGGAGCAGAGCUACAGUAUCCGCAGGCCCGUCUCGCCCCCAGAGUCCACGUCAUACAACGACAUGAAGGGCACGAUAGCUGGCACAUACAGCUUGCUUGGCGGAUUUGGUAUUUUGCUGCUCACAAAAGCGGGAGGUGCAUUAUUUGACAGUGCGGGGCCAGGAAGCCCGUUCUACAUGAUGGCGGCAUUCAAUGCAAUGCUGCUCACCGUGGGUGUAUUUGUAGCCAUUAAGCAAGGGUGUGCUUGGUUAAAUCUGCAAUAUACCCAAUCCUUGAGUCACGUGUUCACAGUGCUGGAAGCCGAACCUCGAUCAAGCUCCUUGUCUACAUAUUUCCUUUGCUCCGGGCUUAGGUACAAAGUUUGGCAACCUGCCUUCUGGGAAUGGGAGUACAAGUAUCGAGACUCCCUUGCAUCUCGACUUCGCGCCUGCCCCAUCUUCCCCCACGGUUACUCGCCAUCGCUUCUGAUUUCUGCCCGAGGAUCUGCUGCACAUCUCGCAUAUCCCAAACAAACAGAAAUCAACAUGUCGUUCGACACCGAAGUCCUCAUCAUCGGCGCCGGCAUGUCCGGGCUCGGGCUCGCCGUGCAAAUGAUCCGGCAAUACGGCGUCCGCGACUUCGAACUCAUCGAGAAGAGUGACGAUGUGGGCGGCACGUGGUUGCAGAACACGUACCCUGGCUGUGGCUGCGACGUUGCGAGCCACUUCUACUCGUAUAGUUUCGCGCUGAACCCGGACUGGAGCCGCAAGUAUUCGAUGCGCGAGGAGAUUCAGCGGUACUUCAGAGACGUAAGCGAUCAGUAUCGUGUCACGGAAAGAGUGAGGUUCCAUUCGAUUGUGGAGAAGGCGGCGUGGGAUGAGCAGGAGAAGGUUUGGGUGGUCAAUGUGCUGGAUCUUAAGACUAAGGAGAGAAGUGUCAGGCGGGCAAAGGUCUUAGUCAGUGGCGUGGGGAGCUUGAGCGUACCGAAGGAGUGUGAUCUUGAGGGUAAAGAGACAUUCAAAGGGAAGAUGUUCCACUCAGCCAAGUGGGAUCACAGCUUCGAUUGGAGUGGAAAAGAUGUUGUUGUCUUGGGUAAUGGCUGCUCAGCUACUCAAUUCGUCCCCAUUAUGGCCGGCGAAGUUGGUGACAAGUCUCCUGUCCGCAAGCUUACACAAUUCGCCCGACAAGCACAGUACCUCUCCGAACGUGAGAACCCCUACUACUCACCCACUUUCAGAGCUGUCAUGCGCUACGUCCCGUUGGCGAUGCGCCUGUACCGUGCUAAGCACUACUACGACAUGGAAGCCGAUUGGUCUGGUUUUCCGAUCGAUAGCGGAGCUGCAAUUCGCUCAGGAUUGGCGAAGGAGAACGAAGCGUAUGUGAAGCGCACUGCGCCAAAGAAGUAUUGGGAUGCGCUCAUCCCCAAGAGCGAAAUUGGAUGCAAGAGGAAGGUACUGGACACAGAGUACCUGAAGUGUUUGUGGAGGGACAACAUCGACCUGAUCCCAGAUGACCCAGUCCAAAGAAUUACAGAAGAUGGAGUUCUCACUAAAUCGGGGCGCGAGAUUCAUGCUGAUGCGAUUGUACUGGCGACUGGGUUUGCGACACAGCAAAUGCUUUGCCCGAUGGAGAUCGCUGGAAGAGACGGACUGCAGCUAAACGACUAUUGGGAAUCUAAAACCCAAGGUGUUGCGCAAGCCUACUUCGGCACUGUGGUCCCCAACUUCCCCAACUUCUUCGUCCUCAUGGGGCCUAACACUGUCACUGGCCACCUCAGCGUCAUCUACACCGUCGAGUGCCAGAUCAACUUCACUCUGCGCCUACUAGAGCCUAUCCUGAAGUCGCUACCCUCAUAUCAAUCCCAGUCUCUCAUCCCCUCCAUCCUCCCCGGACCAGCUCCUGCCACUAUCGAAGUCCGCCCCGAGGCCGCGAUGCAAGACUUUGAGUGGACGCAGCGCGAAGCCAAGAAGCUCGUAUGGUCGAGCGGAUGCACAAAUUGGGCUAUCGAUCCCAAAACUGGACUCAACAACAUGAUGUACCCUGAUUGGCAGUUCAUGUACUGGUUCCGCAGUGUGUUCUGGAGAAAGCAAGACUUUGUGUUCAGAGAUGGGGCGUCGAAGGUCGUGGAGCCCGGGAGGACGAGGAAAUGGUUGCUCAGAUUACUGACAGCCGGUGCGUUCGUGGGCGUCUUCGUGGGAAAGGACUGGCUGCGUGAUGAGCUGCCGCGCCGGUUGAGGGAAUUCGACGGAAAGGCAGCGAUUAGAAGCUUGACGGCCGGUCGUGCUUGAGGGCCAUAGACGCAACCACAUGCUGUAAUAGAGGGGCAGAUAAUAAUCUCUCAAUUCA
Molecule: messenger RNA, 3894 nt
Organism: Boeremia exigua
Lineage: Eukaryota; Fungi; Ascomycota; Dothideomycetes; Pleosporales; Didymellaceae
Exons: 6
Coding region: 87-3836 (1249 amino acids)
Biological process (GO): transmembrane transport
Molecular function (GO): transmembrane transporter activity; flavin adenine dinucleotide binding; N,N-dimethylaniline monooxygenase activity
Source: RefSeq, a predicted model, not a curated record